AUGGCUUCACCUCAUGAUGUUAGUGGAUCUGACCAGAACAAUAAGAAACAAUCUGAACCCGGUGUCAUUGGAAACAUUUUUAAAAUGGUUUCCAAUACUCUCGGCAAUGCCAAAGAUGUGACCGGAAAAACUCAUCAAGCCACCGGGAAGGGGUCGGAGGAGCUCAAGUAUUCCGACGUUCAAAAAGCAAAAGAAGAAAGUGACUUCGCUAACCAGAAAGCAAAAGAAGCUAUUGACUUGGCGGAGGGGCACAAGGUUUUCGUGGCUAAGAAAGCAAAAGAAGCUGCUGACUUGGCGGAGGAGCACAAAGGUUUCGUCGCUCAGAAAGUAAAAGAAGCCACUGACUUUGCUAACCAUAAAGCAAACGAAAUCGCUGACCAGGUUAUCCAUAAAGCAAAAGAAGACGCUGUCUUGGCAGAGGAACACAAGGAUUUGGUCACUCGGAAUGCGAAAGAAGCCUCUGAAUUUGGUAACCAGAAAGCGAAAGAAGCUAAGGAAACUGGUGAUGCAACUGCACAAAAUGUGACAGAAGCAAAAGAUUAUAUUGCUGAUAAAGCCAUUGCAACUAAAGAUUAUACGACUUAG
This is a messenger RNA of Lactuca saligna, 585 nucleotides long. Lineage: Eukaryota; Viridiplantae; Streptophyta; Magnoliopsida; Asterales; Asteraceae. The record is from the annotation of a GenBank genome assembly.